Symbiodinium natans is the source of this 2913-nucleotide messenger RNA. The record is from the annotation of a GenBank genome assembly. Lineage: Eukaryota; Dinophyceae; Suessiales; Symbiodiniaceae.
AUGGGAGAGGUGGAGGUGCCGGUGGCUGCUGCGGCAGACUACUCAGCGCUGCGGGCUGUGCAGUUGCGGGAGGCCUGCCGAGAGAGCGGCCUGCCCAUCUCCGGAACCAAGACAGAGUUAGCCAAGCGCUUGGCAGGACGCCAGGCGCUGACCCAAGCGGAGGUGUUGGCAAAGCGACAGAGUUAUGCGAGGGAUGGUCGUGGCCCCGCUACACCCAAGCAUCCCAAGAAGACCAAGGGUUCAAAGUCCUCCCUCCGCAAGAAGCGACGGAUGGCCAGAAGUGGCGGGACCAACAUCAGCGAGGCAGAUUUCCGCAAGUUGCUUUGGGCGGUGGAGGACGGCUGCUUGCGGUGUGGCUGCACUGGCGCGUUCCGGUACCGGAACGGAAGGUUCGGGCUCUUCCUCUUCUGCACGCGCUGCAAGAAGCCAGAGACCUUGGAGAAGGCGGUCCGUCGACUGGAUGAGGGGCCCGUGACAACGUUAAUCGUUGAGCUCGAGGACCUUCUGGACCCUGUAACUAUCGAGUCCCAGGAAUGCACUGAGGGCCCCAGCGUUCGCGUACACGCGCGCGGUGCCCGGGACUGUGCCGCCCUGAGGGCCUGGGCGGCCGAGGCUGGGCUCCUCUCCUUUGUGCUAGACGCUGCCAGCGCUCCGCGCCGAGACUGGUCGGACCCGGCCGUCUUCGUGUUUGCGGACGGCUGCGUGGAGAGCGAGGAGAGGCAGGAGAGGCUGGGAUUCACGCUGCCGCUUGCGGAAGCCUCGGCCGCCCUCCAGCGCUUGAAAGACGUCGUCCAGCGCGCCACGGCGGUGACCUCAGACCUCGGAAGGGUCAGGAUCGAUGAGUUGCCGGAUGCAACCUCCGGGCUGGUGCAGCGGCUGUCGGAAAGAUCUCGGCGACGAUCCAAGCAGACGGUGAGCAAACAGGCCAGGAGCCUCCUCGAUGCCACGGACGAUCUCUGGGCGAUCUCAAGCCGCUCUGAGCUGAUGGAAGCCCUCCGCAGACGGAGAGUCGGAGGCCGUUACUUGUGGGAGGUGGAGAUCUUCACGGUGGCUUCAGCCCUUCCUGCACUGCCUGCUGUGCCUGAGGCGACGGAGGCUUCUGGGACUGCUCUGGACCAUGAGCUGGAAGAGGAGGCGCUGUCUGUGCUGGCCGCAGCUGACGCGGCCGAGAUGUGUAAGAAGGCCCUGGUCAGAGCCCCGCAUCUGGAAGCGCUGCGGCGAUUUCAGUGGGAGGGUGUGCGACGGGCCCUGGAACUUGGCGGGCGAUGCCUGAUUGCAGAUGAGAUGGGGUGCGGAAAGUCCCCGCAGGCGCUGGCCCUGCUUGCAGCUUACAAUGCCUGGCCGGCUUUGGUGAUCUGUCCCGCAUGUAUGCGGCUAACCUGGGCUGAAGAGAUCGAGAAGUGGCUCCCUGGCAUGCUGCAGCCGCGACACAUCCACAUCAUCUACAGCUCGAAUGACAUGCUCCCACAUACGGAAGAGAACAGCCUCGGAGACGUUCGUAUCUGCCUUGUGUCAUACUCCAUGGCCCGACUCCUCUUUCAAAACCUGAAGGCCAGGGACUGGAAGGCCGCCAUCGUCGAUGAGUCCCACAGCCUGCGCAUCGUGAGUGGUCGGCCCAAUCAGGCCACCAAGGCGGUGCUGGAGUUGCUGAAGCCCAUCCCACGGGUGUUGCUGUUGUCAGGCACGCCCUCGCGCUCAAGCUACCUGGACAUCUUUACCCAAGCGGACUUGCUGCUCCCGGGCGUGUUUGGGGACUGGCACAGCUUUGCCCGAGACUACGAUGAGCCGUCCCUCUCGACGGCGGGGUUCUUGGCACCAGGCCGCUGCCGCCGGAGCUGGCAACUGGGGCUUCUUCUGCGCGAGGCCGUCAUGGUCCGUCGGCGCAAGUGUGAGGUUUUGGAAGAGCUGCCUCCGAAAACGAGGCGUUUCAUCCGACUGAACCUCUCUAGCGAGCAGAGUGGCCAGCUCUCCGACAAGGAGGCGGCGGCGCAAACGGAUUACGAGCGCUGUGGGCUGCUAAAGCUGGUAGCCGCCGAGUCUUGGAUCCGGGAGAAGCUGGAGCAGUGCGUGCAGACAGGUCAGCAAGCAGUGAUCUUUGGGCAUCACAUCCGCGUGCUGGACCGCGUGUGCCGGCUCGCUGAGGGGCUGAGCUACGUGCGGAUCGACGGCUCCACACCGCCCAUGACCCGGCAAGCACUGGUCGCCCAGUUCCAGCGGCCCGCUUCGCGCAGUUCAGCGACCUCAACGACCUCAACGACCUCAGCGACCUCAGCGACUUCAGCGACUUCAGCGACUUCAACGGCUGCGCCGGUCCUGGCUGUGAUCGGGAUCACCGCCUGCGCCGUCGGCGUGGACUUGUCCGCGGCCUCCGUGUGCAUCUUCGCCGAGCUCCCGCCGGAUGCCUCCUGGCUGCAGCAGGCAGAGGACCGGCUGCACCGCCGCGGCCAGCGCCAAGCCGUGGAUGUGCUGCUGCUCCAGGCAGCGGCCGCCCAGGCAGCGGCGGAGGCCCCGGAGGCUUCGGAGGCUCCCGCGGAGGCCGCCGCGGCCCCACGGAAGCGGAAGCGCCCCAAGGCCAAGUUCCCCUGGAGCCCGGCCGAGGUGGCGCAGUGCUGCGAGGCCCGCUCGCUAGCAUGCAUGAGAAUGAGCAUGAGUGAACAACUACAUGCUCAUACAAAAACAGGUCCCGCAGGGGCCAUGGAUUGCCGUAGCGCCGUAGUGUUUUCUGCACCUUUGGUGUUGUUCGGCUGGGGGUGGGGGUUAGUAACGUCAAACAAAAGACCAAAGCAGUGCCGACAACCCUCGUCACGAAUGGGGUAUCUCUCUUCUGUGUCAUUCUUGCAGUUUAAGCUGCAUUCCCAAAGUAGUUGGAGCGACUUCUGUAGGGUGUGUUUUCUGCUCCUGAAAGCCUCCUAG